Castor canadensis (American beaver) is the source of this 3653-nucleotide messenger RNA. NCBI's taxonomy places the organism in Eukaryota, Metazoa, Chordata, Mammalia, Rodentia, Castoridae. The record is from RefSeq and is a predicted model, not a curated record.
UGGUCGUAGGUCUCAACCCCGCUUUGGAAUAGAAUUUCCGCCAUUGGAGUCAGGUUGACUCGGACACUGCAUCCUCCAGCAUCAGCAACCCAGCAACCAGGAGAUUCUGGCACUUUCAGCCGCGCUGGGUGAAGGGGUCCUGGAGCUAAUCACUCGGGGACACUGAGGGACAACUGUGCUGUGUCCUAUGAGACAGAAUCAUUCUGAGGUUUGUCUCCCACUUGGCCCUGACUUGGGGAUCUUUAAAGGACAGGACGUUUUCUGUGUGUGUCCCUGCUCUGCUUGUGCCUACAAUAGCAACAGGACUUCCUAAUUAUUUGCAGAAAGACUCAAAGACUAAGCCAGACCUGAAAUAAACUUCCAGUGCCCACAGUACACAAAAUAAAAACAGGACUCCAUGUACCCUGUAUAGAGAGGAAUGGAGAUUGCCUCUGGCCACUUCAGUUGCUAAGCUGUCCUGCGGUGGUUCUGGCACAGGGAAGGGAGUGUUGAGGCCCAUCUGCCCGUCAGCAUCACAGCAUGGCAGCCAUUGAUCUGUCCCAUGACUUUGUUUCUCGAGAGCCAGUCUGCUUUUAUGAAGAAGAGACAGAUGUAGAAAGGAUGGUGGUUGACUGCCAGGCAAACUGUUACCAGGAUUCAGUGACCUUCAACGAUGUGGCUGUGGAGUUCACCCCAGAGGAGUGGACUUUGCUGGACACAACUCAGAGAAACCUCUACAGAGAAGUGAUGGUGGAGAACUAUGAGAACUUGGCUGCAGUGGGAUAUCAAGUCUACAUACCUAGUCUGAUCCCCUGGUUAAAACAAGAAGAAUUUGGGACAGUAGAAAAUGGAGUUCUUCAAUCUUCAGAAUUGGAACUACAACCUAGUAUCUAUGGGUCAGAGCCUCAGAAUUAUUUUAGGAUGCAAACUUCCAGUGAAAUACAAAUGGUAAGAGGCUACAACGGAGGGGGACCAUGUGACUAUAAGCCAUGUGAAGAAGUCUUGAGUGGACAGUUAUGCCUUAACACACCCAUGGAAAUGGAGAAUCAGAGAUACACUUCUGAGUGUAAUUGGUAUGGAAAAGACAUUCUUACUUUGCUCAAGGAAACCUCUUCUGGACAGAACUUGCCUGAGUUUAAUCAGUGUGAAAAUAUCUUCAGCCUGACUCCGAAUAUUGCAUGCCAGAGAACUCAUGCGAGCGAGAAACCCUUUGAAUGCACAGACUGUGGGGAGGCAUUUUUCAAUCAGUCAUACCUCCCAGCAGAUAUGAGGACUCACAACACAGGAGAACCCUACGAAUGGAAUAAAUAUGGGAACGAAUUCAUUCACUCCACAAGCCUUGCUAUGCAUCUGCCCAUUCUCAAUGCAACAAACCCUUACAAAUACGAGGAGUAUGAAAAGGGCUUUCAGUAUUUUGCAUGCCUUAAUAAUCCCAUGGGAAUCUGCACUGGAGAAAAACUCUGUGAUUGCAAGGAAUGCUGGCGAGCCUUCACGGUUUCCUCCCACCUAACUCAGUAUGUAACAAUCCACACAGAGGAGAAAUCCAAAAUAUGUAAGGAAUGUGGGAAGUCAUUUGCUAAUUUUUCUCGGCUUUCUGCACAUAUAAAAACUCAUAGUCGAGAAAAGCCUUUUGUAUGUAAGGAGUGUGGGAAGUCCUUUAAAAAUAUCUCCUACCUUAAUGAUCAUGUUCGAAUUCACACUGGAAUAAAAUCCUACAAAUGUAUGGAAUGUGGGAAAGCUUUCCUUCGGUGGUCAGGCCUUACUGAACACAUCCGAGUUCACACUGGAGAGAAACCUUACGAAUGUAAGGAAUGUGGAAAAACCUUUUCUAGAUCUACUCAGCUCACGGAACACAUAAGAACUCACACUGGAAUCAAACCCUAUGAAUGUAAGGAAUGUGGGAAAGCCUUCACUCAGUACUCAGGCCUUGCUACCCAUGUACGAAUUCAUAGUGGAGAGAAACCCUUUGAAUGUAAGGAGUGCGGGAAGGCCUUCACCAGGACCUCGGGCCUGAUUCACCAUGUGAGAACUCACACAGGAGAAAAGCCUUUUGAAUGUGUCCACUGUGGGAAAACCUUCAUUACUUCCUCCCAUCGCACUAAACAUUUGAAAAUUCACAGUGGAGAGAAGCCCUUUGUGUGUAAUAUAUGUGGGAAAGCAUUUAUAUAUUCCACGUCUCUUAACAUUCACAUGCGAACCCAUACUGGAGAGAAACCCUACAUCUGUAAGGAGUGUGGCAAAGCCUUCGCUGUUUACUCACGCCUUAGGAAACAUGCAAGGGUCCACACUGGGGAGAAGCCCUAUGAAUGUCAGGGUAUGGGUGUAGCUAUUUAAAUCAUCAGUUACCACCUUGUGAAAUGUUGACAGUGACACCAAAGAUCAUCAGAUUAGUCUUAACUGCCUUGUGUGGGUCAGACUGCCCUUAGAGUCCAUCCUGAUACAUACAUAGAUCCUUCUGGAACUUUUUUUGGGUUUUUUUGGUAGUGCUGGGGAUAAAACCCAGGGCCUCACACAUGCUAGGCAAGUGCUCUACCACUGAGCUACAUUCCUGGCUCCUCCUUGAAACCUGUUUACACUUAUCUGAGUCUUGAGUACUUGGGGGUCAUAGGUGAAGUCAGUACUAUAAGCACUGGUGCUUAGGCUCUUAGUGAAUGUAGCGUUACUCAGUGCUGAUCAGAUAAGCGAAGCAGAUUUGGUCCUAACCUUUGUUGGUUAGUGGCUGCCAGUGUGGCCUAUUGUGUGAAAGUUCACCAGAAGCCAAGAUGACAUGGGACACAAGGACUGUUGAAAGAGACUCCUCCAGGCAUCUCUGACUACAUUGAUCCUGCUGAGCAUGCCAAGGAAACUGUCCACCCGUCCUUAAUAGCUAGUCCAAAUUUUCAACCAGUUAUCCCUGUGUCCUUCUUAUAAAACUCAAGAAUUACAUUCUGUCCCACCUUCUGAGCCCAUUUUGGAUCUAAGUGGCUAUGUCUCUACUGGUCCAAUCCAGUCUCUAUUUCUCCUUCUGUUGAGACUGCUUAGGCAGUCCAUGGGAUUCCUGCCCUGACUGCUUUACCACAUUGUGGUUCAGCCACAAUUUCCUCCUCUUCUUUACUACAGGUCUCUCAGUUUUUGCAAUACUGAUAGGGGAACUUUACAACCGUCCAAGUUCUGGUUCUUUUUGCUUAACAGUUCCUUCUGCAACACUUUAAUGACAAAUCUCAGAUAAGUUCCCAAUUUUAUAAUUUCCAACUACUUCUGCAAAAUGCUAGAAUACAGUUCUGCCAAGUUCUUUCUACCACUGCAUAUCAAGGAUUGCCUUUUCUCCAUUUUCCAGUAACUUGCUUCUCAUUCCCAAGUGAGACCUCACCAGAGUAGUCCCCACCCAUUACUCAGUUUCCAAUCUGCUUGCACAUUUUGGGGUAAUUUUCAUUGCAGUACCCCAAUACCAAGUCUGUGAUAUUGAGCUUAUGCUGCUGUGACAAAAUACCACAGACCAAGUGGCUUAAAAAUUCAUUUUAUUUUGAUAUAUAAAAUUUAAGGCUGAGAGGUUAGCUCAGUAGUACAGAGCUUGCCUAGUAUUUGCAAGUACAGCAAAAUAAAUAAAAAUUUAAAAAGUAAAAUAUGCAGAACUUUAUAUUCUCACUUUCUGGAGGCUGGAAGUCUGAGAUGAGGAAUACCACGUGGUUGACUUC